GACCACCUGGCACAAUAUGUUGUUCACAUGUGCUCUGGUAUUUGUGUUACCCGGCUAUAUUUUUGCGCAAAACCUGCCAUUGUUGGAUUCCAAUUUAAAUUCGGAUGGAUCGAUCGCAGGACGAUCGCAAAGUCAGGUCGAUGAAGUCGAUAGUACGAUUGUAUUUGGUCCAGAUAUCUCAUUAAGGACUGCUAAAUACCGCAUAUGGAAGAAACCUGAGGAUUUUUGGGAGGCUUACUACAAUGAGGAAGGAAAGGAACCCUCAGUAGCAUGUGAUGAAGGAAAACCUAUUCAUUGCUCUAGAAGGAAGGCUUUUGUGGACGACAUGCGUGUAAGUCAAAGCCACUAUCAACAUGGAAAAUGGCCGAAUACAACGAUAUAUUACGAAUUUAAUAAUGUGCCCGAUGACAAAAAGGAGAUUCUUGAAAAUACCAUUGAAAAGAUUAAUCAAAACACGUGCUUACAGAUAGUUGAAUUACCUGAAUCUCCUCCUUCAAUUGAUGGUUGGAUAGAAUUUCGACAAGGGAGAUGGUGUUCAUCGAGAGUUGGGUAUAAAAAAGGGGUAAACAGUAUUACUGUUAAAGGAUGUCGACCCGGCAUGCUUAUAUAUCACGCUUUGAAUUUUGAUCAUAUCCACAAUGCUGAAAAUCGCCAAGAAUAUAUAAAUGUAAAUUUAAACAAUUUAAAAAACCCUCACAACGAGCAAAAUUACGUAAAACAGAAUGCAAGUAACUUUGAUAUAAGAUUUGACUACGCAAGUCCUUUACAUUUUCGCAAUUGCCUAUUCGCAAAGGACGAUCCUGUAAUAACAUUUAAAUCCUGCCCGUCUAUGAAUAUAGAUGAAGAUAGAGACGUUUCAGAAUGGGACUAUUUUAAGAUUAAUAGACUAUAUUGUCCAAAGUGGUACUAUAAUAAUAAAAUAUAAAAUUAAAUCUAUUUAUUAAAGCCACAUGGUCCAUGUUCAUGGAUAUAAAUAAAUGUGAAUAACUUGUAUCUGAAGGGUACACUAAAAAUAAAAGUACACAAGCACAUUUUUAUAUUGGCAUGUAGAUACUAAAUGCUGUAUUAUAACCAUCGAUUUUUCAUCUCAGUAAAAUAAAUUCACUUGUUUAUUUA
Messenger RNA from Scaptodrosophila lebanonensis, 1116 nucleotides. RefSeq names its product astacin-like metalloprotease toxin 1. NCBI's taxonomy places the organism in Eukaryota, Metazoa, Arthropoda, Insecta, Diptera, Drosophilidae. Gene Ontology annotation, molecular function: zinc ion binding; metalloendopeptidase activity. The record is from RefSeq and is a predicted model, not a curated record. Bases 17 to 925 code for a protein of 302 amino acids. Gene Ontology annotation, biological process: proteolysis. The transcript is spliced from 2 exons.